AUGGCCCAGACCCUGGGGGAGGACCUGGUGCUGUCGUCAGAACUACAGGAUGAUUCUAGCUCUCUAGGGUCUGACUCGGAGCUGAGUGGGCCAGGUCCAUAUCGCCAGGCUGACCGCUAUGGCUUCAUUGGUGGCAACUCAGCAGAACUGGGGCCUGGUCAACCCUCUGCAGACCUCAUCCGCCAGCGGGAGAUGAAGUGGGUGGAGAUGACCUCACACUGGGAGAAGACCAUGUCUCGACGAUACAAGAAGGUAAAGAUGCAGUGCCGGAAGGGCAUCCCGUCUGCCCUGCGGGCCCGGUGCUGGCCCCUGCUGUGUGGGGCCCAGAUGUGCCGGAACAACAGCCCUGGCACCUAUCAGGAGCUGGCAGCGGCCCCUGGAGACCCGCAGUGGAUGGAGACCAUUGGCAGGGACUUACACCGCCAGUUCCCUCUGCACGAGAUGUUUGUGUCACCCCAGGGACACGGGCAGCAGGGGCUGCUGCAGAUUCUCAAGGCCUACACUCUGUACCGGCCGGAACAGGGCUAUUGCCAGGCUCAAGGCCCUGUAGCUGCUGUGCUGCUCAUGCAUCUGCCCCCAGAGGAAGCCUUCUGGUGCUUGGUGCAGAUCUGCGAGGUCUACCUCCCUGGCUACUAUGGGCCCCACAUGGAGGCAGUGCAGCUGGAUGCUGAGGUGUUCAUGGCCCUUCUGCGGCGGCUGCUCCCUCGUGUGUACCAGCAUCUGCAGCAGGUAGGCGUUGGGCCGCUGCUCUACCUGCCCGAGUGGUUCCUGUGCCUCUUCACCCGCUCGCUGCCCUUCCCCACAGUGCUGCGCAUCUGGGAUGCCUUCCUUAGCGAGGGUGCCAAGGUACUGUUCCGUGUGGGGCUGACACUCAUGCGCCUGGCACUGGGCACUGUAGAACAGCGUGCAGCAUGCCCAGGGCUCUUGGAGACACUGGGGGCCCUUCGAGCCAUCCCCCCUACCCAGCUGCAGGAAGAGGCCUUCAUGUCCCAGGUGCACAGUGUAGCCCUGUCUGAGCGAGAUCUCCAACGGGAAAUCAGGAUCCAGUUGGCCCAGCUGCCCAAGUCAUCUCCUGGGCCAGCACCUCUGCCACAGGCCCGCCUUCCUGGAGCCCAAGCCAUCUUUGAGUCCCAGCAACUGGCAAGGAUUCGAGGAAGCACCAAACCGGAGAUACCCCGAAUAGUGGUGCAGCCCCCAGAGGAGCCCAGGCCACCACGGCGCAAACCACAGACUCGUGGCAAGACUUUCCAUGGGCUUCUGACAAGGGCCCGGGGACCUCCUAUUGAGGGUCCCUCCAGGUCCCACCGAGGCUCCACCUCUUUCCUGGACACCCGCUUCUGAGCAUACCAUAUCUUAAUCAUCUGAAGAGCCACGCCAGUCCCAGAAAUGUGUAUUGCACUUUACUUCGGAGCUGUGUGACUGCUCUGUUCCCAGCAGGGAGCACCUAGAGGAGGGGAGCAUCUCCCCACCUGGACUGUGUCAGGCACAAAGAUAAAGGAAGGUCACCGAGUGGAGAUUGUGAGGAGCGACCUGGUGCCUGCCAGCAUCAAAGCCAGCACUGAAGGAGAGUAGGGGUGAAGCUUCUGGCUGGGAUAUGGUACCCCC
Messenger RNA from Microtus ochrogaster (prairie vole), 1605 nucleotides. It is a transcript of the gene Tbc1d10c, whose product is annotated as TBC1 domain family member 10C. Gene Ontology annotation, biological process: regulation of GTPase activity. The record is from RefSeq and is a predicted model, not a curated record. Gene Ontology annotation, molecular function: GTPase activator activity; small GTPase binding. NCBI's taxonomy places the organism in Eukaryota, Metazoa, Chordata, Mammalia, Rodentia, Cricetidae.